AAACAUGUUCAAAAAAUGAUAUAGAAAUUAAGAAUGGGUUUCUUUCUGAAUCUGACUUUAUAUAUAAUCUAAAUAAAGUAACACAAUAUAAGUGCAAACCAGGCUAUGUAACUGAAGAUGGUAACACAUCGGGAUCAAUUACCUGCCUCCAAGAUGGAUGGUCAGCUCAACCCUCCUGUGUUAAAUCUUGUGAUAUGCCAGCAUUUGAGAAUGCUAAAACCAAAAGUAACGCCACAUGGUUUAAACUCAAUGACAAGUUGGACUAUGAAUGUAAUGUUGGGUUUGAAAACAGAUUCAAGCGUGCCAAAGGAUCCAUAGUAUGUCAGGACAAUGGAUGGUCACAUAUACCCACAUGUUAUGAAAGGGAAUGCAGGAUUCCCAAAAUGGGAAAAUUCUUAAUGGCUGAUCCCAAGAAAGAUAAAUAUAAAGUUGGAGAUUUGUUGAAAUUUUCCUGCCGAUCAGGACUUACAAGAGUUGGACCAGAUUCAGUACAAUGCUACCAUUUUGGAUGGUCCCCGGAUAUCCCAAUAUGUAAAGAUCAAGUACAGUCAUGUGGUCCACCUCCUCCACUAUUCAAUGGGGAAGUUAAAGAAACAAAGAAAGAAGAAUAUAGACACAAUGUAGUAGUAGAAUAUAAUUGCAAUCCUAGAUUUUUGAUGAAGGGACCUAAUAAAAUUCAAUGUGUUGAUGGAACGUGGACAACCUUGCCAAAAUGUAUUGAGGAGGAGAGAACAUGUGGAGCUAUACCUGAACUUGACCAUGGCUUUGCCCAGCCUUCUGACCCUCCUUAUCACCAUGGGGAUUCAGUGGAGUUCAAUUGUAUAGAAACCUUUACAAUGAUUGGAGACAGAUCAAUUACAUGUAUUAGUGGAAUGUGGACCCAACUUCCUCUGUGUGUUGCAACAGAUCAACUUGAGAAGUGUCAAGCACCAAGACUAACUGCAAAUGAAGCAAAUCAAUCAGAUAAAAAUGAAUAUAAUCAUAAUUUUAACUUCAGUUACCCAUGUAGGGGAAAGUUGGAGCAGAAACAUUCAAUCUGUGUCAAUGGACGAUGGGACCCUGAACCAACCUGCACAAAAGUGGAGAUAAACUUCUGCCCACCUCCACCUCAGAUUCCCAAUGCUGAAGAUAUGAAAACCACAGUGAAAUAUCAGGAUGGAGAAAAAGUAUCUGUUCUUUGCAAAGAAAAUUAUCUGAUUAAGGAAGCAGAAGAAAUUGUGUGCAAAAAUGGAAGAUGGCAGUCAAUACCACGCUGUGUUGAAAAACUUUCAUGUUCUCAACCACCUGACAUAGACCAUGGAAGAAUUAGUCCAUCUAGAUUUUCAGAAGAAAGGAAAGAAGCAAUUGAAUCCAGACAGUAUGCACAUGGCACUAAACUGAAUUAUAGUUGUGAAGAUGGUUUCACAACCUCUGAGGAAGAUGAGAUAACAUGCUACAUGGGCAAAUGGAGUCCUCCACCUCAGUGUGUAGGACUUCCUUGUGAACCUCCACCUUCCAUUCCUAAUGGUGUUGUGUCUCAUGAGUUAGACAGUUACCCAUAUGGACAAGAAGUUAUUUACAAUUGUUCUGAAGAUUUUGGGAUUGAUGGACCUGCAUUUAUAAAAUGUUUAGGAGGAAAAUGGUCGUCCCCGCCAGAAUGCAUAAGAACAGAUUGUUUUAAUUUACCCAACUUUGAUGAUGCCACGCUUUUAGGAGAAAGGAAAGAAUCAUAUAAGUCAGGAGAUCAAGUGACUUACAGAUGUCCAAAAUUUUACCAAGUGGAAGGGUCUAAUACUAUAACAUGUAUUAAUGGCAAAUGGAUAGGAAAGCCAAUGUGCAAAGAUAUUUCCUGUGUGAAUCCACCCAAAGUGGAAAAUGCUAAUAUAAUAUCAAACCAGAUGCUUAAGUAUCCGUCUGGUGAGAGAGUACGUUAUGAAUGUAUCAAACCUUUUGAAAUAUUUGGCGAAGUAGAAGUGAUGUGUCUAAAUGGAACUUGGACAGAGCCACCUCAGUGCAAAGAUUCCACAGGAAAAUGUGGGCCUCCUCCACCUAUUGACAAUGGAGACCUCACUUCAUUCCCAUUACCAGUAUAUCCUAUGGGCUCAUCAGUUGAAUAUCAGUGCCAAUCCUUAUAUCAACUUGAGGGUAGCAAGACAGUAAUAUGUAGAAAUGGAAAGUGGUCAAACCCGCCAAAAUGUUUACAUGCAUGUGUAAUAUCAGAAGAAAUCAUGGAAAGAUAUCACAUAACCUUAAGAUGGAAAGAACAUCAAAAGCUUUAUUCUUCAUCAGGGGACACAGUUGAAUUUGUGUGUAAAUAUGGAUAUUCUCCAUCAACGCGAAAUCAAUCAUUUCGUACAAGGUGUAUUGAUGGUCACCUGGAAUAUCCCGCUUGUAUUAAGAGAUACUCUUAAUUUCAUUAAAAUAUGCACUUAAAUUCAGAA
Messenger RNA from Marmota monax (woodchuck), 2420 nucleotides. RefSeq names its product complement factor H. The annotation marks the transcript as partial. The transcript is spliced from 13 exons. NCBI's taxonomy places the organism in Eukaryota, Metazoa, Chordata, Mammalia, Rodentia, Sciuridae. The record is from RefSeq and is a predicted model, not a curated record.